GAUGAAGACUACCUCAGCGGAAUACAGUAGCAGAAGUGCUCCAGCAAAGGAGGUGACGCCUUCUAGCCCCUCAUCGUCGCUGGUGGAACCCCUACUACUAGUGGAAAUUCGAAACAGAGAGCAAGAUGAAGUGGACAAAGGAUUAGUCAUUUCGCCCUGCUCUUCUAGCCGCGGUUCAGUACGACGACCGUUGCCGCCAGUCACCAUUGACUGGAAGCCUACCACAGGGUUGCGUGGCUUGUGUGCACUGCAGAUCAUGAUUGGCCACUUCUUCUUCGGUGCCGCGCCAAGAUCUUUGCGUGCGGUUUGUAAUGACCCAGGGAUCGGCGACGAUGCUUACACGGUGCUAAUCGCGAUGGACCAGCCUGUGGCGUUGUUUUUCCUUCUGUCGGGACUGCUGUAUGGGGUCUUGUACUAUGACAAAUUCGACUUUGUUCAAGACGAGGAAGAUGAUGUGGAAGCGACUUCUUCUAGUUCUUCUUCUAGUUCUACUCCUACAACCACGGAAAGGAAGAUGCAAUCAAUAGGAAAACAAGGGUAUCAGAAGUGGACGACCUUUGUGAAGAAACGGUUUGUGCGCUUGACACCAGCGUGGUAUGCGGCACUCCUUUUCAUGAUGCCCUUUUACUUGCCAGACCGCAACCUACCAACUGAAACAAAAGUGGAGGGAACGGUUACAGCAUUCACUUAUGUGUGAUUUGAUUCUGAGUAGUGGAAAACCAAAAGCAAUACACGGACCACCACUGCUGUGAAAAGGCUCGAAAGCUACAAGAGUGACCCCCAAAUGCAGGUGGUGAGUAUUGCAAAUUUUGCGAAAUAAUUCUUCCUACCUAUUCCGAGCACUACAGUGAGACGGCUCCUUCUGCAAACAUGCCAUCCCCAAUUGCAGGAGGGAAGUAUCGCAAAAUUUGCAAAAUUCGUAUUUUGGUGCGUUUUCAGGACUACAGUUUUCAAGACGAUGCAUUGAAAUUGUUUUCACGCGAACUGGUAACUCCCUUACCUGCAAAGCGUCCUCACUUCCACUCAACCUGCUCUAACUCCCUUACCUGCAAAGCGUCCUUGGUCCCCCUGACGGUUUUCCGCACGUUGUGCCGCCACCUCACGGACCUGGAUGGCAGAUAUCUGCAUUCAUGCUUAGCUAUCUCUUUCUACCUUUCGUCUUUUUCCUAGUACGACGUUCGACGUGGUCAUUGCUUGGUGCGGCUUCUUCUGUGAAGGAUGCGAAAGAAGGCGUAAGAGACAAGCGACUACAACAACAUCAAAAUAUGGGUGGUGACACGGGAUUGCUUAUGGGAGUCGUUUUUUAUGCUCACUGCCACUGGAUCGUUAUUGCUCACCAAGAGAUGAUGCUAAAUUUGCUUUUCUAGGAUCACUCAGACCACUACCAGGAGCACUGCGAAAUCUUCUUCUCCCCAUCAAUCUUCUUCUAAUCCUAUUCCUAUAUCCUGAGCAUUGUGCUUAUGCGCCAUUUUGCUGCGACAGUCUCGAUUGGCAUAACACAUUCGUUUUUCGUGGUUCGGUUUCCGAACGUAGUGAUGGGCAUCUUUUUGGGCAUGCUCAUGAAGCGAAGAACGAUGGUUAAUACUAUAGGCGCCUCAACAGACGAGGAGUCCUACUGUUUCACGCAUGUGCUACCGACACUGAACUCUUGGAUGGUAAGUGCUUGCUGCAAGGUGCAGCAACUCUACAGAGUCGCUCUGGAGAGGAUAGAAAGCUACAGAAGUACUAGUGGUGCAGAUGAAUUACAAGAUGACAGCAGGACCUCCUCCUGUUACGAUGCAAUCUUAACAUCAACUCUCGACUACCGCAGAAGGAGCGAAACUAGUACUCCUGCCAGCACCAGCAAUACCACAUCAACGACUACGACUAGUUGUAGCCAUUUAUUUCUCGACGUCACCCUAGCGGUCUACUGCUUUUACAAUGUUAUUAUAGUCCCAGUUUUUCGAUUUGAUGGCGAUAUCUACCUCCAGUUUUAUCUUCUUCCGCUCUACUGCGUCUGGCUGUGGCAUCUGGUGCUUGUAGACGAAGAAGACUCCUCCACAAGUAUCGCACGAGACGUGGUAUUGACUCAUUCAGUCCCUUAAGGCUUCAGAAGCAUCUUCUUCUUCACCCUUAGGAUUCACCUUCAGAAGCAUCUUCACCUUCAGAAGCAUCUUGGGUCACCCAUUUUAACGUCAUUCAGGGCAAAACGUUUUGUUUCUACUUGAAAACGGAGCCAACAAGGGUGGCCUCAGUCCCCCAACAUCAACUACGAGAUUGGUCUAAGUCCGCCAACAUCAACUUGGAGCUCUAAGUCCUCCAACAACUCGGAGAUUGGUCGUAUGCGCUUUACUGUCUGCACUGGCCCGCCUAUUACUGUUUCACGUGGAUGCUGACGCCUGGCACUGAAUAUGUUACGAUCUGGGACGUUGAGGUGAUCAAGUAAACAUCAAUGUCAUUUAAGUUCUGUAUGAUCUACUUCAGGAGGAAAAACUACAAGGUCAAAUACACCAAGAACUCAGAACUCUGAAGAUGGUGAAUCUACCGAAUUCAAGCACUCGAGGACCUGGACCCCUAGACGCUCUGGCUUCAGUAUUUGUACUCCUCCUCAUCUUUUUUAGACAAUCUAGUCCAGUUCAUUCUACUCGUCCCUCUAUCUUUACUAGAUUUAGUAUAGAUAUUUCUAUUUUUUCUUUUUGUGUAUGGCUCUGGUAUUUGGUAACCUGAAUUUGAUCCUAAGGGUUCUCUACUUGUUUUCCCUUACGAUCAAACUCAGGUUACCAAAUACCGGAGUCAUUCAUUUUGUCCUUUACUCCUUCUAAAACCUUGUGGCAUCGAUGUCUCGGAUUAUCGCAAGGCAACGGGUGUUUCGGCAUGCAGUACUACCAUCUGCCGUUCGCACUUGGUUUCACAAUCAUUCUAGGAAAGGGUUUCUCCGAACACUGCGAAAAACCGUUGGGCAACUACCUGGAGAAGAAAAUUGUGUAAAAGAAGGAGGUGAGCGUGAGCUACUUACAUUAGAAGUAGACUGGAGGAAGAAUGAGGAGAAAGUAGAGGUUCUAGUUAGGAAGGCACUACAUUAGUGCGUGGACUAGAAGAAAGAGGACAUCCAGAUAUUAGCAGUAGUCCUCGUGGUCAACCAAGUGGUUGACUCAACUUGGAGUGGUUUCUAAAAGUACCCAUAGAAGUACAAGUAGUCUACGUAUGGCAUGCACAACAUUGAUGUUGGUCCAUCAUCCAACAUCCCCACCAAAGGCAAAGCCUGCUACGGAGAUAGCAGUUGUAGAGAUUACGUAGAAAAUUCUGAUUCACCAACAUCGCCAGGAUCAGAUUAGGCGUAACCGGUUCAUUUUUCCCUCAUUUUCAUCCUAAGUUAGUCCCGCCCGUCAACAUACUGGGCAACGCCGGCAAUCGAUACCGCUGAUUUCUGCAAUGAAGAGGUGACUCCAUCUUCGUGAACGGAAAUUUUAGGUAUAUAUAAGUACAAGUGAAAGUAGGAUAGGAACACUACUGCUCAAGGACGCGCUAGAUACCUGCUUUACAGUUUUUUUUUUUCCGGCAACUGCGUGCUCUGUCUUCACUGUUACAUCCUUGACGACGCAACAAGGGGAUCAUGAUCAGCGUAGAAGAUCAAGGGAGACUCUCGGAAAAGUCAUCAUUUCUACGAUCAUCACUGCAAAGAUCACCGCUAAGACCACGUCUCCUUUCGCAGAUAACUAAAAGAAAAAUCCCUAAAAGAAAGAACACAAACUACACCACUAUGGAGGACUUCGUUCGUUCAUAAUUCUAGAUUUACUCAUUUUCAGCUUCAAUUGACAUUCUUGACUUAAUCCUAAGCCGAAACCAACCACCUCGAAACCAUUUUUCUUUUAACCCUAGAAGUAGAAGGCUUACCUUGUCAGACUGAAAAACUUUUUGUUCCAACAAAGAAGACC
Amoebophrya sp. A25 is the source of this 3914-nucleotide messenger RNA. NCBI's taxonomy places the organism in Eukaryota, Dinophyceae, Syndiniales, Amoebophryaceae. The record is from the annotation of a GenBank genome assembly.